Chaetomium globosum CBS 148.51 is the source of this 1512-nucleotide messenger RNA. RefSeq lists its product as uncharacterized. Gene Ontology annotation, molecular function: double-stranded DNA binding; ATPase activator activity. The record is from RefSeq and is a predicted model, not a curated record. Bases 1 to 1512 code for a protein of 503 amino acids. Gene Ontology annotation, biological process: nucleotide-excision repair. NCBI's taxonomy places the organism in Eukaryota, Fungi, Ascomycota, Sordariomycetes, Sordariales, Chaetomiaceae. The transcript has a single exon. Gene Ontology annotation, cellular component: transcription factor TFIIH holo complex; transcription factor TFIIH core complex.
AUGUCGGGCGGCCAACAGUCGUACCAGCUCUCCGAGUACCUGGAGAAGUUGCCAGGGACGACCUUCCGCAAGCUCUACCAGCAGCCGUCGACCGCCUUUGCCAUCUUCCGCCGCAUGCUACCUCCCCUAGCCAAGGUCUUUGUCCAGGCUCUUCUCUACAUGCCAUCGCCCCUGCUCCUCGCCGAACUCGAUGUCUGGGUACGCGCCGAGGGCAAGAUGCAGCGCGACCGCGCCCUCUCGAUUCUCCGAUCGCUGCAUAUCAUCCAAAUUACCCCGCCCGGGAAGGACAAGCCGCAGGAGAUGCAGCUCACGACUAAUUUCAAAAACAGUCUGCGCCUGGCCCUCGAGGGAGGCGGUUCCCACAACAGCUUCGGCGUGCCGAGUACCCUGCCGGUCGCCCCCCGGAUCGACAUCGCCCACCUCGAUGGUUACGCCCGAAAGAAAUGGGAGGAUAUCUUGCACUACGUAGUAAAUAGUGUGCCGGCGCAAAGCGAAGGAGGAGGCGGUGUUUCGGGCGGUGGCCCCAAGACUAGUGUGAAGGAGCUUCUGCUGAUCGGCAGGCUGGUCGAGCGCAGGCAUGACACCCAGGCGGGCGUUGGGAUUACACAGGCCGGUUUCACCUUUCUACUCCAGGAAGCGAACGCUCAGGUUUGGACGCUCCUCCUCCUCUGGCUUGAAGCGGCCGACCGCGCCAAAGGAGAGGCCAAAGGGGCAGCGAACACCGACAGUAUCGACAUGUUGUCGUUCCUUUUCAUGCUGGCGUCACUCGAGCUUGGGCGCGCCUAUAAUACAGGCGCUCUCACCGAGACCCGCCGCAAUAUGCUUCCCCACCUCGUCGACUUUGGCUUGAUUUUUAUCCCGCGCGAAGACACGCGACAGUACUUCCCCACCCGCCUGGCCACCACCCUGACCAGCUCCGCCUCGUCCCUCCGCUCCGUCUCGUCCGGCUUCAACGCCGCGACGGCGAACAACCCCGGCGACACCUCCAGCCUGGGGACAACCCCGGAGACCUCGGCCGCCAGCAAGGGCUCCGUCAUUAUCGAGACGAACUACCGUCUAUACGCCUACACCUCGUCACCCCUCCAGAUUGCCGUCCUGGGCCUCUUCACGCAGCUCAACAUGCGGUUCGCCGGUAUGGCCACGGGCCGCCUGACGCGUGAUUCGAUCCGCCGCGCCAUCGGGUUCGGCAUCACGGCCGACCAGAUCAUCAGCUACCUGGCGUCGCACGCCCACGACCAGAUGGUGCGCGCCGCCGCGGCCACCGGCCGGCCCGUGCUGCCGCCGACCGUGGUGGACCAGAUCCGGCUGUGGCAGCUCGAGAACGAGCGUAUGCGCACGUCGGCCGGUUUCCUGUUCAAGGACUUUGACUCGCUCGAAGAGUAUGUCUCCCUGAGCAGCUACGCCGACGAGGUUGGUGUGUUGGUAUGGCGGAGCGACAAGAAGAGGAUGUUUUAUGCCAGCAAGAUUGAGCAGCUGAGGGACUACCUUAAGAGCCGGAAGAAGGCCGAGUGA